GAGAAGAUGUAUUUUUUAAAAAUAAGCAAGUUUUUAUAUAAGAUGUUACCCAAGCUGUCAGUGUAGAGUUAAAGCUAGUUUAAUAAGAUAUUGGUCAAAAAUUUGACCCACAAAUUAUAAAGCCUUUCAUAUUGUUAGAUUUUAUUUAGAAAAACAAUGCAGAAACCAACAAACCCUGUUAAGAGAAGUUCAUCCAUCCGGAAUAUCAUGGGUUAUCCAAUAAUAAAAGGUGGAAGUCAUUCCCUACCAAGACAAAAAACAAUACAUAGUGGUUGGUUGUGGAAGAAAGGUGUAAUGAAUUCGCAACUCUCAAACCGAAGAUGGUUUGAAAUCAAGGGAGAUCAGUUAUAUUACUUUAAAGCUAAAGGUGAUUCUAAUCCUCUUGGGCAAGUAUCUCUUGCUGGAAACGAGAUUAAAAGACACCCACCAUUGGCAGACACAAGUGGAAAAUACUUGUUUGAAAUAAUUGCUGGUGAGCAACGAAAGGGCCGACCUGUGAUGGAAAACUUUGAUACGUUGUUGUUUGGAGCUGAAGCUCCUUAUGAGAUGGAAGAAUGGAUAAAAGCAAUCAACAGAGUUAUUUACACUCCCCUCGGCGGAGGCAUGUUUGGUCGUUCGAUAAUUGAAACUGUAAAACUGGAUUCCAGGAAAGGUGGUGGAAUGGUACCUAUUAUUGUUGAGCAAUGCGUCGAAUAUAUUAGAAAAAUAGGAAUGAACGAGGAAGGUAUAUUUCGAGUGCCUGGUGCAAAAGACGAUGUGGAGAUGUUAAAGAAUUCAUUUAAUAAAGGGGAAACAAUUACGUUAAAAGAAGGAGAAUACAAAGUGCAUAUUGUUGCUUCUGUGUUAAAGCAAUACAUUGGAGAUUUACCUGAUCCAGUUAUUCCGUCUGAAAAUUAUGAUCAAUUUAUUGCUGUGGGAGGCUUAUACAAAGAAGACAAUAAGGCCGCCAUUUCGAAGUUUCGUAAUUUGUUAAAAAUUAUACCAAAGGAACAUUUAAAUUUAUUAAAAUACUUAAGCCGUUUUUUAUUUGAACUUCAAACAUAUGAAAAAACAACGAAAAUGACGAUUGUGAAUCUUGCUCUUGUAUUUGGUCCAAAUAUAUUAAGACCCCAGGGCGACGAUCCUGAUUUUUUACUUAAAAGUCUUGGCGAUGUCAACAGAACUACAAUGGCGAUUGUGAUGUGUCAGGAGGAAUUGUUCCCUGUGACACCAGAUGAAAAAUAUUACCAACCCAGAGAUUCCUUCGAUAACUUGUAUUUAAAGGUUGCCCCACCAAUGACACAAGACAAAAGAUCUAUGUCUGAUAGCAGUUUAUCGGAUUUGAUAGAUCUUGAAAGAACAUUCAGUACUGAAAAGAGAGAUGAAGUAGCACAGUUAAAGAAAGAAAUUGAAGAACAAAGAAAACAAUUUCAAGACCAGAUAGAAGAACUAGAGAAUAAAUUGGACGCUGAAAUAAAAAUUCGCGAAAUGAUUAAAAUACGCUUAACGGAUGAGCAUAAAGCCAGGGUUGCUGCGGAGGAGAGACUCGAGUUAUACAGAAAUGGCAUCGAAGAAUAUUGUAAAAAAUUUGGACAUGUUGAUAUUAGCAUAUCUUGAUAUAGAUCUUUAAUUGUAGGAAACUCUUUUAAACUGAAAAUGAAUUUAUAAUUUAGAUGAAAAGUAAUUUUAUAGUCUGAGGCAGCCAUGUAUAUAGCUUGUAUUUACUGGGCCUCGUUUGUUGUUAUGUGGUUAUUUCUAUUUUUCAACAUUUUUGAGAAAUUAGAUUUUAAUGCUCACACUGUAAUGCUUUAGUCAAACAGUCUCUUCAUAAACCCUCUCCCUUUAAGCCCAACUUCUUUUCAAAUUCAUUGACCUUUUCAAUGACCAAUCAAACUAAGAAAUUAAACUUUUUUCUGUACUUUUUUUUAACAGCAGGUUUAAAUUCUUAGUUUAGAAUCUGCUAUAACAUAUAGCAACGUUAAGAAAAGUUUAAGGUAACACCCCCUGACUCCCAUAUAUAAAGUCACCUUCAAAUAGCUGACCUGGCGUCUUUUUCGAACAUACAAGUUGUUCUUUCGAUGUCCAACGACUAUGUAGUUAUAUGGUAUAUUACGAUAAUGCUCCUAAAUGAUUGAUAUGCAUUCAUUAACUCUUUAUAAUUGUUACUAAAUAUAUUUUUGUAUAGCGCUUACACCAAUGGAUAGUACUGUCUUAACUCAGAGUAACAAAAAGAUUUUGUCUGGUAUUUAGAGGUUUCUGCUUUUUGGAAAGCAGGAAUCUUUAAACAAUUUAAUUGUUUUCAAUUUUAAAAAAUCAAAUUAAAACUUCUUUAACAACUUUUACCUCGAAUCUCUCCAACCUUCGUUUUACAAACUGUGGCAUGUUUUUAUUUUUAAAAUGCAUCAAGAGAGAACUACAUUAUUAUUAGGUAUGUAAUUUAAUGUAAAAAUGACAGCUGACGUAUUUCACGAUUGUAUAUAGCUUAUAAACACUUUUUCAGUUGUAGCUGGAAUCUUUGCCGUUGCGAGGAAUUUUCCGAAAAAUAUUUGCGAAAAGACAGUUGUUGUAUAGCAUUUUGAAAUAUUUUCAGCAUUUCAGCAUUUUGAAAUAUUCUCGGCAUUAAAAUUCAGUAAUUUUGUGAAGCACUAAAUUUUUAAAGUUAGAAAGAGAAAAAAGGAGAGAGCGCCAGAAUUAUUAUGUGUUAUUAAUUUUUUUAAUUUUUUUUGCUUUUAUGUUAGUCCUUUAUUUAGUUAUAAAGAUUUAUUGCAUGCAUAUUUUUUAUACAUUUUUUACAUAUAUAACAUAUAAGAUAAAUGCUUUACUGA
Messenger RNA from Hydractinia symbiolongicarpus, 2804 nucleotides. Its product is annotated as rho GTPase-activating protein 24-like. The transcript has 14 exons. The record is from RefSeq and is a predicted model, not a curated record. Gene Ontology annotation, biological process: activation of GTPase activity; signal transduction. Lineage: Eukaryota; Metazoa; Cnidaria; Hydrozoa; Anthoathecata; Hydractiniidae. Gene Ontology annotation, molecular function: GTPase activator activity. The coding region runs from base 157 to 1596 and encodes 479 amino acids.